Molecule: messenger RNA, 2064 nt
Organism: Ziziphus jujuba (common jujube)
Lineage: Eukaryota; Viridiplantae; Streptophyta; Magnoliopsida; Rosales; Rhamnaceae
Exons: 1
Coding region: 356-1651 (431 amino acids)
Source: RefSeq, a predicted model, not a curated record
AUUGGUUGGAGCACAGCUUUCUCUUUUGGUUUUCACUUUUCUAUUUAGCAUAAAGACAAACCCAGACAAUUUUCCUGUUUCAUGAAACAUUUUUUCUUCAUCGUCUUAUUUCCAAACCAUAAACAUUCUUCUCACAGAUAAAAAGAAAACACUCUCUCUGAUUCUGUUUUCUUUUGUCCCUGAAACAAAAUCCCUGGGAUUCAACGAAGAAAAGUUCAGAUUUUAGAGUCCUCUAAACUAUCAUUUUUUUUUUCAAUACUUGUUGCAUUUUCCGAUAAAUCUUACUCGGAAACCAAGCGUAGAUGUUUCCGAUCCUUCGAAUUUCUUCCAAUUCCCAGAAAAUUUUUGGAAUUUUAUGCAAAAUUCUCGUGUAUUCCCAGUAUAUAAUUCAUUGGAAAACGAUUUGAUUGAUUUUUUUUUCUUUUUUUGGAUUGUAUUAUUCUGUGAGAUUUUUUAUGAAUUUAUCGGAUUGAGAAUUUUUGAAAUGGAAGGUGGAGGAGGAAGACUCUCGAGUGAUCGUCGAAGAGUGACUCUUCUCGAUCAGAUGUCAGCAGCUGCAGACAGCCGAGACCUAGCAGGAUUAACACUCGACGACGUUUUAGGCACUGAGAAACGGCCCGUUCCAGCUCCACCACCCGCUCCACCACGGUCUCAAUCGGGUCGGACCCUUUUAGACAUCAUCCGAGACGAAGAACCCAAAUCCGGCACUUUCAAAGGCUUUAGCAACAGAGACAAGAAGGCUUGGAAAUCUUUCAAAGAUCGACUCCGACUCAAACGCGCCGGCAACGCCUGGAAUAGCUCUGCCCCUAUCCCGGCCUCGGAUAUCCGUAUCCUGAAUCACCGUUCCCUGCUUUUGCGCCACAACUCGGUCAAUUUCCACACGGCCUCGCUCCCAACCGUUUCGCGCCACAACAUGGCCUACCCGAACGAAAACCCUGUCGAUAUCCCAGCCGUUGGCGAUAUGAUGGCGCCGCCGAAUAAUGGCAGGCCUCAGAUUUCUCGGCGCGGCUCCACUCGUUUCGGCGCGUUUUCUUCCGACAACAGCGACGACGACGUGCUGGCGGGUCAGAAUACCACCAGGCCGCAAAUAUCUCGCCGGCAUUCCGUACGCUUCGCGCUGAGUUCAGAUGACAAUGUGGGCGAUCAGACCGAUCCUCCGCAGCGCGAGGGCUCGCGCCGACUGUCCGCGGCUUUGGCAGAUGAGAGGUCGCUGUCAGCGAGGGAAGCUGUAGCGGCGCAAGAGGCGGCUGAAGCUGAAGCUGCGGCCGCCGCAGCCGCGGCGGAGCAGGAGGCGGAGGACGAAGAUGGUGAGUCAGCGCCGGAAGGAGGGGAAGGUGGACAGCCGGUGAGGAUGUCACUAAUGGACCUGUUGGAGGAGACAGAUAGGCAGAUGGGGUUGGUGGGGUCCAGAUACAUGAUGGGUGAUGAGGAUGACUAUGAUGAAGAAGAAGAAGAAGACGAAGAAGAUGAGGAAGAAGAGAGUAAUGGAGUUGAGCACAAUUGCUGCGUGUGCAUGGUGAGGCAUAAAGGUGCGGCUUUUAUCCCGUGCGGGCAUACAUUCUGUAGGCUGUGCUCGCGUGAGCUUUGGGUGAGCAGGGGCAAUUGCCCUCUCUGCAAUGGCUUCAUCUUGGAGAUUCUUGACAUCUUCUAAGAAACCAAGAGAAAAAAACUUUACCACAGCCAAAUCCAUGAUGGAAAUCACUUAUUUGGAUUUUCAAACCAUUUUUGGUCUUCUGGAUUUUAUGGGGUUGGAAUCUGAGUUAGAACAAGUUUAUAUAUGCAUGAUCUGAUCCCUCGAAAUUUCGAUUCAAAUUGCAUCUCAAAGUUUCAGGUAUCACAUACCAAGUCUCCCCUGUUAUAAUUUAGUGCUCGAGCUGCUAUGAGUAUGGAUUUGUAUAUAUGCAAUUUUUUUUUUUUUUUUUUAAUUUUGUUGUUAUGCAUUACAAGAUUGAUCACAUAAAAAUGCCCUUUUGCCUGUGGAAAUGUUGUCCUUUUCUGUGUCCUGUUAAAGAUUGUUGAAAAUGUAAUUUUGCUGAAAUAUUAGAGCCAAGAGCUUUCCGUUAA